This is a messenger RNA of Aplysia californica (California sea hare), 7878 nucleotides long. Its product is annotated as aspartate aminotransferase, cytoplasmic. Lineage: Eukaryota; Metazoa; Mollusca; Gastropoda; Aplysiida; Aplysiidae. The transcript is spliced from 9 exons. Bases 163 to 1389 code for a protein of 408 amino acids. Gene Ontology annotation, molecular function: L-aspartate:2-oxoglutarate transaminase activity; pyridoxal phosphate binding. The record is from RefSeq and is a predicted model, not a curated record. Gene Ontology annotation, biological process: L-aspartate biosynthetic process. Gene Ontology annotation, cellular component: cytosol.
UUGGAAUCCUUCCCUCUCGCUUGGGUCACUUACACUUACAGCACAGAUCAACUCGUUGACUCGUUGCUCAGCUUGGACCGAGAGCACCGGUGGUGACUUCUUUAUCAGGAGUACAGUUUGCAAAGGAGCUGCUCUUCGCGGAUCAACACCAGAAACUCAAUAAUGGCUGAUUCGGUCUUUAAAAAUGUGGAGAUGGCACCACCUAUUCAGGUGUUUCAACUUACUAAGAUGUACAACGAGUGCUCAAAUGAAAAUAAAGUUAACCUUGGAGUCGGAGCAUACCGCACUGAUGAAGGCAAACCUUGGGUUCUACCUGUGGUCAGAGAGGCUGAGUCACAAAUGGCAGCAGACUUGACUCUUAACCACGAGUAUUUGCCAGUUGCUGGAAUGCCAGAUUUUCGCACCUCAGCCACAAAAAUUCUUCUGGGUACAAACCAUGCCGCCAUCUCAGAGAAUCGGACUGAGAGUUUUCAGGCUCUUGGAGGAACUGGUGCCCUCCGUCUGGCUGCGGCUUUUCUCGGCAAUGUCCUGGGAUUUAAAGUGGUCUACGUCUCCAAUCCUACAUGGGGAAAUCACAAGGGAAUCUUCAAGUCUGCAGGAUUUUCGAUCAAAGAGUAUCGGUACUGGGACAAUGCAAAUCGUUCCUUGGACUUCUCAGGGAUGAUGGAAGAUCUGUCGAAUGCCCCUGAGAACGCAGUCGUAAUUUUGCACGGAGUUGCUCACAAUCCCACCGGAGUGGACCCGACCCCCGACCAGUGGAAAACAAUAUGUCAGACGUGCAUCGAUAAAAAGUUGUUUGUGCUCAUAGACUGUGCUUAUCAAGGCUUUGCCAGUGGAGAUUUGGAUCAGGACGCCUUCGCCUCUCGGUAUUUUGCUGACCAGCGCAUGGAUAUGUUUGUUGCUCAAUCCUUCUCCAAAAACUUUGGUCUUUACAAUGAGAGGACUGGCAACCUGGUGGUGGUGACAAAAGAUGCUUCCAAGCUUCCUGAGAUUCGCAGUCAGAUGGAGAUCCAGAUCAGAGUGAUUUGGUCAAACCCUCCCAACCACGGUGCUCGAAUUGUCGCUACAGUUCUCAACAACAAAGCCUACUAUGAGCAAUGGAAAGGUGAUAUCCUCACAAUGGCAAACCGCAUUAAGAAGAUGAGGCAGGAGCUGUACGACGCUCUGCGAGACAUGAGCACCCCGGGAAACUGGAGCCACAUCACCAAGCAGAUCGGCAUGUUCAGCUACACCGGCCUCUCUGAGGAACAAGUGGAGCUGAUGAAGACGAAGUACAACAUCUACCUCCUGAGCAGCGGCCGCAUCAGCAUGUGUGGAAUCACCAGCAAAAACGUGGCCUACGUCGCCAAGGCCAUCGACGCAGCCGUGCGAGCCUACCCUAGUAAUUAAAAACGAAUUCUUUUCUCCUUCCUCCUAUCCCGCUCAGAACAAUUCUGUUUUUCUGAGCCCUUGUUUUUGUUGACCUUUACUCAAGCUGUGGUUGGUUGAUUUGUUGCUUAGUUUUGAAAGCUGUGAUGAUAGUCGAUUUGUCGCAGUUUUUAAACGUAGGUGAUACGUAAAUCAGGUUUUUUUAAAAAUGUGUGUAGACUUAGACAUGUGGGGCGUUUCCGAUCUCAGUUUAAGAGUACAGCGUGUGAUAUGAUAGUGGCUGUAGUUUGUACUGGGAAAGGUUGCUUUUUCGCAGGUUUUAGCCGAGUAGAGCAGUCUGUUUGUUCUCAAAUCACAAUUUCCUGUUCUGGAACUCUAUCGUCUGUAUGUAAAUCUCUCAAGUUUUUUUCGUGCGAAAGAGGAGUGGGGAUGUCUGCUUCCUUUUUUUUCACAAACAGGCGUAAGAUUUUUACACAUUCUGCAUGUUAUGGAGUCAGAUAAAUACCGGUCCUUCACUCUGGCUGUGAGAAUACAUGUUUUCUUUGUCACAAUCCGUGUCACCUCUAACCUUAUUUCACCUGUGACCUCUUCACCUCUAACCUUUUGUCACCAGCAUCUCUCCAUUUACUAUUUACUGUUAUUGUUCUUGUCCGUUACAUCAUAGAGUUGCAAUUUCUAUUUUUCUAAGAGCUAUUGUCUGUAUGUAAGGGGAAUCAAAAUUAGAGUUGACUGCCUACUUUCUAGUUAGAAAAGGAAAUUCUUUACUUACACCAUUUUUAGGUGAGUUGUUCCCUAGCUGGUAAAGUGAAUUGAUGCUUUGUUGGUUACUUAAAUGCUUGUUUUGGCAUCUUUUGGAAAAUGUCAAAGUUUUUAUUCUAAAAACUGAUUUUUUAAAGAUGUAUAAAAGGAUUUACAUCUGAAUUAACUUACAACUUGAAUUGAGUAUUUGUGUCAAUAACAUUUAAUGUUUAUGUCAUAUAUAUCCAAUUGUUUUUGAUAUUAUGUGUCAUAUUUAUUCCAAAAGCUUUACCUGUUUGAUAGUGCUCAGGUUGAGGGGAAAAGUGCUUGGUUGUGUGCAGUUGUCAGUAUAUAUAUUAUUCUAGGGAGUAAACAUCUUUCUACUUGCGAGUCCAGUUCUCAGACAUUGUCAAGCUUGUAAAGUUAUUUGUCCGAAAUGUAUUUUACCAAGAAUUAGGGCCUACAUGUACAUACAAAUACUUACAAGGAAAAAGGAAAGAUAUCUCAUGGUCCAUCAAAUUCUGUCCUGUAUGAUGAUGAGUGUUAAUGUUAUUUUACGAAAAGCAUUUGCUCCUAGUCAAGUGAUUUGAUCAGCAUCAGCGUUUUUCUCCUGUAUUUGUCACUAAACCAGUGUCUGUGGUGUAGCAAUAAGGCGCUUCUCCGCGACACACAGGAGACCCAAGUUCGAUUCACGUGUUGGGAGACAUUUUAUCGAGUAUCUCGGUCUCUCUUCUGGGAAGUUGUAUCUCUCUCAGCUUGGGGUUGGCCCUGACGAGGCAGUGUUGAAGCCAGCCGUCUGAAUGAUCGAAAUGAUCCAAACGAUCUGACUUUGUCGAUGUGGGCAUAAAACUCGUACUUUUGAGAUUUUAGGGUUCUGUAAGUUUAUUCAACAGUAUUACUACAACAAAACAAAACUUAUUUCUUCUGGGUGUUUAGUUUGCCUUAUCACCAUCUGUCACCAUCUCUGAGCACCAGCCCUCUACCCUUUGUUUUUUAUCCAGUCCUUGCUCGUUACUGGUUUUUUUAAUGCGUUUCUGUUUUUCACAAAUUUAUAUUGGAUGAAGACGUGUUUGUUGAUACCCAGUACCCCUUUGAGUUGCCAACACCACAGUGUUUGAGGUUCAGGUGUUUUUUUUUGCCUUGUGAACCACCGGUAUUGCCCAAUUUUUACAUCUGUUCAUUGCACUGGGAGAGAGUUCUUGACAAUGCGAGGGAUUGUUAUCUCAACUACAACAUGAUGAACCCACGAUAAUGGUUUGAUAAAAACCGAUGACCCUGACUUGAAGGUUCAAACACCAAUAGAAGUAACAUCACAGGAGGAAAGGAAAACAUUUAGGACAAUUUAACAUCACAGAAGGAACAUUUUUCUAACAGUUUGUAGUGUCCUUUCUUGUGUUGAUUUGGCUCUGUUGAGUUUUCGAGCCUCUGUACAGUUGAUAGAAAUGAUCCAUGUUUCCAGUUCCAGGGUAAGGAGAAAGAAAUAAAACAGAAAAGCAGCGCUAAUGUGUGUUGAUGUGUGUUUUAUACAUUGAAGUAAUAAAAAUACUUUGUCCGGCAGUGUCUGACAAUGGCUAUGAAUGUGUAGAGGAGAAUUUGUAAAAGUAUGUGCUUUAUGUAGACAAUAGACAAAGUCACAAAUGGUGACAUGGUGACUAUUUCCCUUUCCUUUAAUUGUUUUGUUUUGAUGUGGUCUUACGAAAAAAAGCAAAUAAACAACCCACAACUGCAAGUUUCUAACUCUUUUAUCAAGGGAAAAAUUUGCAUUUUAAAUCUGAUUUGUAACAUUUUAGUGACAGACACCGAAUUUAAAAGAAAUAAAAACAUUAAAAAAUGUUCCUCUUUUGAACGGACUAAUAUUCUCAUCUUGAACUUACUCUUACAGGGUCUUCUUUGUAGGAGGCUCUACUAGUGGAGGAGUGAGGGUAGAAAAGUCGGAGUGCAUGAACACCUGGCCUCUGGAUUUCAGCUGUCAAGAUUUAGCACUAAGCAGAGAGCUCUAAUUAGAAAUAUUUCAGAAUCCUAGUUGUGUAGCAGUUUGUUUUAAACAGAUCUGUGAUUUGUAUGACAAAGAUGAUUUUGAUGAUGGAGAUCUCUUUUCUGUACAAGUGUUUCUGCUCCAGGGUUGUGGCUGUAGGUAUUGAGAGUUUCCUGGAAUGGUACUGCCUGUUGUUUGUUGAGAAAGUAGGUGAGAUGAAAUUUCUGUGUUUUCUAUGCUCCAGGGGUGAUCUUUAGGUGUGGUCUUGUCUUGGCUGACUCCUAAUGAUAAUAAUGUUGGCCUCUAAUUUGAAAACUGCUUCUUCCUAAAACGUGAACAAUUUUGCGAGGCCCGAUAAUGGUUGCAUUAUCCCAGGUUCUGUUUUUGUCUCUUACAGAAAGAUCUGUAUGUUCUAUUCAUAUACACUUGGGAUUAACAUUUUCACUCAGGGUGUGGGUCGUCUGUAAACUGGACAUGAUCCAAAAGCAUAAUUCAGUAGGCUUACUUCACAUCUACCAAAGUUGUAAUUUGGCAUUGCUCCCCUUUUUUUAGUUUUAUUAGUUUUAUCCUCUGGUGUGUGCGGUUUGCUUUUGUCGGUGGGGGAAGACAAGUAGACAUAAGUGUGUAGUGAGUAUAUCACGAGUGUCGUUUGUUAUUUGCGUGUAAUCUGGUGGCUUUGGAAAUUCUAUUCCUCAGGUUUCUUUUCUUUUGUCAAGUUGUUUUUUUCUCUUAUUCUUUUUCUUCCCUCUUUUUUUCUUGUAUUUAUAUGAAUACAUUUUACAAUCUAAUGGGCUUUUAGUAUUCUAUUUUUAACAUAUAUAUGAAUAUUUUAAAGACAUAUUCCUUCCUUCCGUCUGUCCAUGUGAUAAAUCCAUUAUAUUAGUACAGUGUAUUCAAUAUUUUGAUUAAUUAAUGGCUUUAUGUGUUAGUGCAUGUGUACAGGCGUGAUCCCUUUGGGGGCUGUAAUCAGGGAUGCCAAAUCUCCGGUUUUAUCCGCCUUUUUCCGGCUUUUUCCGGGGUUUUUUUCCUACACUUGCAAAGGAAAGGGGAAUGGUAAGAGAAAUGUUUUUGUUUGCUCAUUGAAAGAUUUUACAAAGUACGUUUUAGGUGAGAUGUGAUGAUCCGCUCAUUUUCAGGUUAAAAAAAAUAAAUAAUUUGGCAUCCCUGUGUAAUGACCGUAGUUGUGUGUCGCUGCAUUGUGUAAUGUAGAUUCUAUGCAUAUAGCUGCCAACCAGUAUGCUAAAAAUGUAUUCAAUUGAAUAUGUUUUUGGGGGGUCUGAGUACAGACGUAUGUUUUCGCGGCGGAAAAUAUGUAUUCUGUGUUUUCUAGUACUGUACUCACGGACUUGUCGAUGCCAAAGAAAAAGUUUAAACUUUUAUUUUUAAAACCGGAUUUGCGAGUAAUAAUGAGAACAAAGCGGAUAGGUAGUUGUGUGUGUUGUCAUAGCUAGCUAUUUUGCAUGAAUUUAUUGAAUGCGGAAAAAUGUGUGCGAAGUGUUUGGAGGGGUGUUUCUUAGCUAACUCCAGCCGUCUUGACCAGUCAAGAGACUCGUCUUAGUCUUUUGGUCUUUGAAAAGUUGGCAGCUAUGUGUAUGUUAGUACAUGUACUGUUACUUCUGUUACACUUGUUCCCAGCUAGGAUGAUGUGUGGGAUAACCAUAUCCAUUAACAAGUUUGUCUGCUUAGUUUCUGGAUUUUCCUCAGCUUGUACUUGUGGCCCUUUCUGUUUAGAGUGACUUCUUGUCUGUUGUAGUUGAAUGUUAAUCUUUACCGAUGUCUUGGCAGGGCGGUCUGUGGACACUGUUCUCUAGUGAGGCAGUGAACGCAGUGAAGUCUUAUGUGUUGUACUUUCCUGUGUCUUUGCUAUAGAAAAAAACCCAAUAUUCUUUUCUUUAUGGUAUGUUUAAUUGUUUAAUUAAUUGAUAUGUGGAGUCCACUUAAACUGAAUAUAUGGUUAAUCUGAAAACAAAGGUAAACCAAAAGAAACGAAAUUCCCAAUUUUUUUCUCCCUUUCUUUGAUCUUGAACAAUCUUUGUGAACUGAAAACUUGGCGAAACUGAAGAAAACCUGUUAGUCCUUCAGAUUUUGAUUUAAGUAUGCGGAUUUCAAUGUAGUUGUUUUUUUGUACAGAGACUGAAUGAUGACUUUGUGAUGACUUGUUUUCUUGGAGCAUGAGACCAACCCACUGACUGUUUCCCCCCCUCUCCCCAUAUCUCCCCCUCUCCCUAUGUUUCUAAAGCUCUAGAGCUGUCGCAAAGCGCAGGGCAGGCGGGUCGAGGUAAGGAAGAGGACUAUCGAUAGUUCAUUCGUCCUAUUUUGUUGGUCACCAGUUUUUCACCCGGUUGUUUUCUUUUUAUCCAAAAGUAAUUCCAGUCUUUUGGUUUUUUGUUUUUCUAUUUUGAAUUGUUUCUGAGUCACAGAAAUGCUGAGAAAUAUAUGACAUCGUGAUAUAUUUAUCCUGUUUGUCCAAAGAACUUACUGUACAGUAUAUAUUUUUUAAGAUGGACAAGAGAUUGGAACAGCUUCAAAGUUUUAAAAAGUACAGCAGGGUUUUUUCCAUACUUAAUGUACUUCAAUUAUCCAGGACUUUUGUUUUGCUUAAUUGGAACAACAUUUGAAAUUCCGAACUACUGUUACUGGUUGUCAAAGGUUGUCUCACAACUGUAGCCUGCCUUCACGUUUGAAAAAUUUGUUCUUUUUUUUGGUUUUUUUUUUAACUGAUAGGUCUUUGAGUAGAUGUCACACUUUUCUUCAUGUGCUGAUGCUUAGUUUCUGCCUGUUGUUUAGAAGUUAUUGGGUUUUGUUCUGUCUUAAAUGUUUAAUUUUUCUGUUUUAAAAGUCCCUGUUCUCUCCUAAAUGUUUGAUUUUUAUAUUUUAAAAGUCCCUGUUCUUCCUUUUUCACUGGUCGUUUUUGUUCCUCACAGUUGCUGUUGAUGCAUUCUUCUAUGCAAUUCAUUUGUUGAGCAUCUUUUGUGUUUUUGUUUCCCGAUAUUUCUCUGUUGUUUUCUCCGAUGUGAUAAUUGAUUGUUGAAAGCAUUUUGUUGUAGACUCGGAGUGUAUGUGUAUAUCGUGGUAUGCCACUGUUGAAUAAUUCUUAUAUCACACCGCAGUACUUGAUCCCACAUUUGAUUCGCUUGUAAUAUUCUGUAAAUUCUGUUUGCCGUUCACAGCUCAUUCUUGAAACUUAAAGGAAAGAGGUUAUUUAUGCUGCCCCCGUCGUUUUAUGCAAGGACAAUUCUGAAAUUAUACAAACUGAGCCCCAAAAAUGUGAAAUUAUGCGAAUCUGUUAAUUUUAACAAAGAACGAUAAAGGAAGAUAAUCAGAAAUUAUGCGAAAAAUGAUCAAAUUUUGCUAAAUUAUGCGGGGUGCAUAAAACCACGGGGACAGUUUAAGUUAAGGGAGACGACGACAAAGGGUGCAGACCGAUUUGACGGUCGUCGUUGUUGUAAAAUGAGAUCAGUUAACCCGAGAUUUACGGUAGAUUUUGUACUACUAUAACUACUACUACUCCACCUCCAGCCCCGAGGGGCACUGUUUUAUCACACAGUGUAGCAGCCCUCUGCAAACUUUCCUGUUUUGAUUUUACGAAGAAGAAAAAAAAUCAUCGCCCACCGUUGCUCUAUUUUUGUCUGCUUUAUCUUUAUUGUUUUUAGUUCAUGCUACGUCACUACAUGUAGAAUAUAUUUAUAUUAUGCUGUUUUUUGUUUUUUUCCUUCUUUUGUUCUACUUUAGGGUAAAAAACCAGUGACUUACGAUUUAAGAACAAUAAACAGUCUUGAGUGCAUGUUGAAUAGCAA